This is a messenger RNA of Fonsecaea erecta, 1374 nucleotides long. RefSeq names its product RuvB-like helicase 1. The coding region runs from base 1 to 1374 and encodes 457 amino acids. Lineage: Eukaryota; Fungi; Ascomycota; Eurotiomycetes; Chaetothyriales; Herpotrichiellaceae. Gene Ontology annotation, cellular component: R2TP complex; Ino80 complex; NuA4 histone acetyltransferase complex. The transcript has 4 exons. Gene Ontology annotation, biological process: box C/D snoRNP assembly; chromatin remodeling; regulation of transcription by RNA polymerase II. The record is from RefSeq and is a predicted model, not a curated record. Gene Ontology annotation, molecular function: ATP binding; DNA helicase activity; ATP hydrolysis activity.
AUGGUCAACAUCAGCGAAGUCAAGGGCAAUGCGCGCGAAAACCGAACUGCGGCGCAUACCCAUAUCAAGGGAUUGGGCUUGCGUUCAGACGGCACCGCUGAACCCUCUGGCAAUGGAUUCGUCGGGCAGGCUGCAGCCCGUGAGGCCUGCGGAGUGGUUGUAGACCUGAUCAAAGCCAAGAAGAUGUCCGGACGAGCAGUACUACUGGCGGGAGGACCUGGCACCGGCAAGACAGCUCUGGCACUGGCAGUAUCGCAAGAGUUGGGAACGAAGGUGCCUUUUUGUCCGAUCGUCGGCAGCGAAGUUUACUCAGCAGAGGUCAAGAAGACCGAAUCUUUGAUGGAGAAUUUCAGAAGAGCAAUCGGACUCCGAGUGCGCGAAACGAAAGAAGUCUACGAGGGCGAAGUGACCGAACUCCUCCCUGAAGAAGCAGAGAACCCUCUCGGUGGCUUUGGCCGUACCAUCUCCCACCUAGUUAUCACGUUGAAAUCCGCCAGAGGUACGAAAAAGCUCCGUCUCGACCCCAGCAUAUAUGAAGCCAUUCAAAAAGAGCGAGUCACGGUUGGCGAUGUGAUAUACAUAGAAGCCAAUACGGGAGCAUGCAAGCGGGUGGGUCGAUCAGACGCCUACGCGACGGAAUUCGACCUCGAGGCAGAAGAAUACGUGCCUGUUCCAAAGGGAGAAGUCCAUAAAAAGAAAGAGGUCGUGCAAGACGUGACUUUGCAUGACCUGGAUAUCGCCAAUGCCAGACCUCAAGGGGGCCAGGAUGUUAUGAGCAUGAUGGGCCAACUGAUGAAGCCGAAGAAGACGGAGAUCACAGACAAAUUGAGGGCUGAGAUCAACAAGGUGGUGAGUAGAUAUAUUGAUCAGGGUGUGGCGGAACUGGUCCCUGGUGUCCUCUUCAUUGACGAGGUCCACAUGCUCGACAUUGAAUGCUUCACCUAUCUCAACCGUGCCCUCGAAUCCCCCAUAGCCCCGAUCGUCAUUCUCGCCUCGAACCGAGGCAACACACUCAUUCGCGGCACGCAGGACAUCACCGGUGCUCACGGCAUCCCUCCAGACCUUCUUGCCCGCUUGCUCAUCAUCCCCACACACCCAUACAACGCUUCCGAAGUCCAGACUAUCAUUCGGCUACGCGCGAAGACCGAGGGCCUUGCAAUCUCCGAGCCUGCGCUGGAGAAGGUCGCGCAGCAUGGCACGAAUGUCAGUUUACGGUACGCAUUACAACUAUUGACGCCCAGCAGCAUUCUUGCCAAGGUCAACGGCAGGACGGAGAUCGGUGUCGAGGAUGUAGCAGAGUGCGAAGACCUGUUCAUCGAUGCGAGAAGAAGCGCCAAAGUCGUGGAGCAAGCAGGAACUUCAUUUAUUAGUUGA